UUGACCAAUCACUUGCGGUUAACAAAAAAAAGACAGACUGGCACGGUCAUAUCAUUUAUCGUUAUGUCUGCCGAGCACUUAGGAAGCAGCUGUUUUAACGCAAUGUGAUGUUCUUUAAGCGGUUUGGCUCAGCACUGGGACAACAUGACGGACGCCCGAGGUGCUCGCAGUCUGGACCAGUUGAAUAAAUUCGAGAGGCUGACAGGCAGGCCGCUGCACGGCGAGACGCUAGCAGGUCGUCGUACGCCCCCCGCCCGCAGUGGCCAUCGCUGCGUUGCAGACAACACCAACCUCUAUGUGUUUGGAGGCUACAACCCGGACUAUGACAAUCCACUGUUUAGGGAGCUUUGGAGGUACCACUUUGCCACUGGUCGCUGGCAGCAGAUUCAAACACAGGGCUUCAUGCCCAAGGAGCUGGCCUCCAUGUCAGCUGUUUUGCACGGCAACAAUCUCCUGGUGUUCGGCGGCACGGGCAUCCCCUUCGGCAAGAACAAUGGUAAUGACGUCCACGUGUGCAACGUCAAGUACAAGCGGUGGUCGCUGCUGAACUGCCGCGGGAAGAAGCCCAACAGAAUCUAUGGACAGGCGAUGGUCAUCAUAAAUGGCUUUCUCUACGUCUUUGGGGGGACGACGGGUUACAUAUACAGCACUGACCUGCACAGGCUGGACCUGAUGAGUAGGGAGUGGAGCCACCUCAAGCCCAACAACAGCCCUGAUGACCUCCCAGAGGAACGGUACAGACAUGAGAUAGCACAUGAUGGACAGAGGAUCUACAUCUUGGGAGGCGGGACUUCCUGGACAUCUUACCCUCUGGACAAGAUUCAUGCAUACAAUCUGGAGACCAACUCCUGGGAGGAGAUAGCAACCAAACCUCACGACAAAAUAGGGUUUCCUGCGCCGAGGAGAUGCCAUAGUUGUGUGCAAAUAAAAAACGACGUAUUUAUAUGCGGAGGCUACAACGGAGAGCUGAUAUUGUCUGACCUGUGGAAGAUCAACCUGCAGACGUUCCAGUGGAGCAGACUGCCCGCCAUUAUGCCCGAGCCCGCCUACUUCCACUGCGCUGCUGUUACGCCGACGGGCUGCAUGUACAUCCACGGCGGCGUGGUCAACAUCCACGAGAACACGAGGACCGAAUCGCUCUUCAAGAUCUGGCUGGAGGUACCCAGCCUGCUGGAGCUCUGCUGGGAGAAGCUCCACCGGUCCUUUCCCCAUCUGGCCGCCCUGCCCGCCCUGCAGCUGCUCAACCUGGGCCUCACGCAGGAACUCAUCGAGCGCUUGAAAUAAAAAGGACCACACCACCCCGACCCCUGCUCCGUGGACGCCCUUGAAGCCAAAAACUAUGGGAUGCCUUCUUAUUUUUUUUGGCUUUUCAUCGUGAUCACUUUGCCAAAUCGAAAGAGAGAGACUUCUAACUUCUAACUUUUUUUUUUUUUUUAAAACAACAAAAUAGGAAUAUUUUACCGACUGGGGCAUGUGUAUUUAUUAUUGAAAAGGACUCAUCCAGUUUGCAAACUCUUGUCUUAUCGCUUAUAUUUGUCAGUAAUUAGCUUUUAGAAUGGCAGACACGGACUACUACAAGUACUUCUUUACUUUAACUGACAGAUGAUGACAACACAGCAGAAUGUUGCUCCCUCACAGGUAAAUUAUUAUUUGUGCAUAAAGAGAAGGCAGCAUUUCUUUAAAAAAAAAAAAAAAUCAAAAAAACAAUCACUGUGAAUUUGGUGCUCUUUACAGCUCAUUUUUAAAUGUUUAGUAGCCUGUAGCACACACACAAACUGCAGUGCCUUUAAUGAAUAAUAAUAAUAAGUAGUUUCUUCAAUGGGGUUGCAGCAAAAGUAAGAAUAGGCCACUUCUACUCUCUUCUACUAUCAAAGAUGUUUUAAAAAAGGUUUCGCUUCCAAUAAAAUGCUUGAAAUGACAACAGUGCAAUGUGCUAAUGAUAUUUUUGUGUGCCUGCAUGGAUUUACUUUUGCCGCUUUUAGUUUUAUUUCUGCCAAAAAAAACAUUUUUUUAAACCGCUGAGAAACGACGUACAUGUGUGACUAUUGUGUUGAGACUCAAUAAAUAAAGUGUUGGGUGUUCACCUCA
Messenger RNA from Dunckerocampus dactyliophorus (ringed pipefish), 2088 nucleotides. It is a transcript of the gene klhdc10, whose product is annotated as kelch domain containing 10. The transcript has 9 exons. Gene Ontology annotation, molecular function: protein binding. Lineage: Eukaryota; Metazoa; Chordata; Actinopteri; Syngnathiformes; Syngnathidae. The record is from RefSeq and is a predicted model, not a curated record. The coding region runs from base 145 to 1284 and encodes 379 amino acids. Gene Ontology annotation, biological process: positive regulation of stress-activated MAPK cascade.